AUGCAGUGGUCUGAUACAAUGGAUAAUGCCUUGGUCGAUGCCUUAGUUGAGCAAGUAAAUCUUGGUCUUAAGAGUGAUAUCGGAUUUAAACUAGAAGCAUACAAAGCAACGAUCAAGGAAAUCCAUGACAAAUGUGAAAUAUUGCUGGAAAAUCGUCAUAUAUCAAAUCGUCUACGGACAUUGAAGAGACUCUACUGGGCAAUCAAGGACAUGCUUAAUGCCUCUGGUUUUGGUUGGGAUGCAAACGAGAAGAUGGUUGUGGCUACUGACGAUGUCUGGGAAGGCUAUAUCGCAUCACAUCCUUACGCUAAAAGAGUGCGCAGAAAGUAUAUUGAAAGAUACGACGAUUUGGCGUUUAUCUUCGGUAACGAGUGUGCACAAGGUUCCUUUGCAAGUAUGGCUUAUCCAUCCCCCAUUUCUGGUAAGCGCCACGGACGUAGUGAAAUUAAUUCUGGUGAUGGUUCUGAGACUGUACGUCUCUCAUCCGAUGAUGAGGACGAUCAUGGGUGUGCUCCUCUCAUUCGCUGUGGGAAGGGAUCUACACAUCGGGCAACAAAAGCCUGA
This is a messenger RNA of Magnolia sinica, 564 nucleotides long. RefSeq lists its product as uncharacterized. The coding region runs from base 1 to 564 and encodes 187 amino acids. The record is from RefSeq and is a predicted model, not a curated record. Lineage: Eukaryota; Viridiplantae; Streptophyta; Magnoliopsida; Magnoliales; Magnoliaceae. The transcript has 2 exons.